GCCGUCCCACUUCUUUUCCCACUGGAUGCAAGCCCGUCGCCCUGUGCGGCGUUUCGGGGACAGCGGCUGCCUCCGUCCUGGCGUUUCUGAACGACACCUAGCGUCGCGGGCCGGUGUGGGUGGGCUUCGUGUUCAGCCGGUGUCUGGCGUGUGUAGGGGCGAGAAUUACAGUAAACGUCUUGCAGGGACUCUCCGAGAGCGGGGUCUUACCAUGAACACGAGAGAGCUCAACUUCAUUUUGAAGGCUUGUGAAGAAUCACAGAACCGCACUGAUGAUCCUGUUAGAGAUGACUACAAAAAGAUGGGAACACUUUUUGGUGAGCUGAACAAAAACCUCAUCAACAUGGGCUGCAGGAGGAUGUACUUUGGAGAACAAAUUGUGGAACCAGUGAUCGUCAUUUUCUUUUGGGUUAUGCUGUGGUUCCUUGGCCUACAAGCCCUUGGACUGGUUGCUGUUCUUUGCCUUGUUAUUAUUUAUGCACAGCAUUAAAAUAUGGCCGAAUGAGCUGUUGGUUGACAUUUGAUAGCCAUAUAUAUGUAAUUAGUGAAGUUAUAUAUUUCACUACAUGAAAGCCAAAAAGUUUGCCUUGUUUCAAAUUGUGUACUGUUUCAUAAUAUAAUUACAAAUGGAUGUUGUUUAAAAUAAUAUUCAAUUCUUGAUUAUAACAGGGUUCAAUAUACAUCUUGUAGCUUAUUCAAAACUCAUGUUUUAAUACUAUAAUCUGUGCCCAUUUUUAAAUACCCCUAUUCCUAGCACCAAGUGAGCAGGGAAAAUAACAGGAUAUGGAGUUCAAAUUGGGCAAUAUAGGUCUAAUAAACAGCUCCAGUAAAACAUUUUACACUACCUUAAUAUUUUGAUGAAAAUCAGUAAAGCUAGCACAUCUUCUAAAAAUUGAAACUAAUGUAUUUAUUAUUGCUUGGGAAACUUUCCAAGUUAAAUAUGACAUUUUUAUGAUGAAACACUUGGGAAUCACUUCAGUAUAUCAUUUGAAGUUUUAGAUAAUUUUGGUGCUAAUCACUUUUUGUGAAAUUUUAAAGUCCCAUAAGUCGGAUUCAUAGUUGGUUUUAGCCCAUGAUAAUGCUAUAUUUUCUUGUAUCUAACAAGUUGCAUAUUUUUUUCUUAGAAAUUUUCAGUGUUGUUGUUUUUUUCAAAUUUUUAUAUUUUAUAGUUCUUUCAUAGCAAUUAUUCUAAGUCUUUAAAAAUCAAUUUACCUUGACAUAAUUUUUUUUUUCCCAAAAAAAUUUUAUUUGUACUAGAGCUGAAAUACUUAACUAUUCUUUGCAGCAGGGGUGGGGUGUUGGAUGGGAUCAGCUCAUUUCUUUGAUAUAUGUAUUAGAAAAUACAGUAUUACAGAAUAAAAACCAAAUGCUUAAAUUUGGAACUCAACAGCCAAUUAUAAUAGUAUUCUUCUAAGGCUAAAGCAAAGUUAUUAAAGUGUCUUCAUUCACCACUUUGGGGUUUUAUAUUGAUAUACAAAUUUCUUUAAAUACCCUUUGAAAAUAGAAAGUGGUUUAGUAAUAUUUUGGAUUUUUGAACCUAAAAUUUUUAGAACUUUAGCUCAAAAGAGUUUCUAUAUAUACAAAAGAGGUAGUUAAGAUAAUUAUCUAAAAAUUUAAGUUAAGUAAGAGGAAAAUAGGACAUUGGACAUUUUUAUCAUUGGCAAAGCAAUAACUAAAGCAUGUAAAGUGUUUACUAUUCCACUUUGUGAAACUUUUACCCAAUCCUGUUUUUAAAAUGUAUUUAGGUUCUCAAUGUCUUCCAUUCUGAAGCAGAAAAUUAAUGAAAAAUGUUCAAAUUAGAUUUCUAAAAUCAGAUAAUCCUGAACAAAAAUACAACUCAUAGGGCACUAAAAUGUAUUGUGCAUUUGUAUAAAUGCAGACCUUUUAAAGUUUGCCAUUAAAAAAAAAAAAAAAAAAGACUUUGUACUAUCUCAUUGUGUUUUUAUAUUGGGCUUGCAGUAUUUUUAUGGUCACCUUUAUAAACUCGGUAUCAAGUGUAAGUUAUUUGAAAAGGUGUCUUCAUUUGUGUCAGAAGAAUUGUGAAGUUUUUAAUAGAAGCCAUGAGGUUUUUUAUGUCUGCAUUAAAUAUUA
Molecule: messenger RNA, 2091 nt
Organism: Molossus molossus (Pallas's mastiff bat)
Lineage: Eukaryota; Metazoa; Chordata; Mammalia; Chiroptera; Molossidae
Gene: FAM241A
Product: family with sequence similarity 241 member A
Exons: 2
Coding region: 26-490 (154 amino acids)
Cellular component (GO): intracellular membrane-bounded organelle
Source: RefSeq, a predicted model, not a curated record